AUGUUACUGGGCAAGUUGUGUUCCAAGGUCUUCUCUGUGGGUUAUUUGGGUAAAAUUUCUGAUGCCCUAGUUCAUUUAAUAUGGAAUCUAAGCAAGAAAUUAUAUGUUUCAGCCAUGUUGAAUCUCAUCCCUGCUGUCACCUACUUCAUGUCUGUUAGUCUCCGUCUUGAGAAGUCAAAUCUUGGAACAGCAGGUGGGAUGGCCAAGUUGGUGGGAACUUUAACAGGAGUUGGUGGUGCCAUGAUCCUCACGUUCUACAAAGGAAGAAAGAUAUGCCUCUGGUCAACACAAAUUUCCUUGUUGCACCAUGCACCAUCACCACAUGGUGCCCCCACAGGUUCUCUCUUGUGGGGUUGCAUACUAGCCUUUGGAGCCGCUUUGAGCUACUCAGUGUGGCUGAUAAUCCAGGGAAUCUUGGCCUCGGGAGUGUGUUACACCCUUUUAGCAUGGUGUGUGCGCAGGAAGGGACCCUUAUUUGCGUCUGCUUUUAGUCCUCUAAUGCUGGUGAUUGUGGCCCUUUCCGAGCAAUUGGUAUUACAUGAAUGUCUCAACGUUGGAAGUGUUAUAGGAUCAGUGUUGAUUGUGGGGGGAUUGUACCUGUUGUUGUGGGGCAAAAGCAAGGAAACAGAGACGAAGCGAAAUGAGGUGUCCUCAGAAGACCUUGUUCAAUGUGAAGCAAUCCACGAUACCAAUCCAUCUUUGGCAUGCUGCCAAAGGGACGAACAUCACAAGAACAUCAAAAAGCAAAAACUAAAAAGGUGGGGAAUGGGAAGAUCAAACAUUGAUGUGUGA
Messenger RNA from Sphenostylis stenocarpa, 792 nucleotides. The record is from the annotation of a GenBank genome assembly. Lineage: Eukaryota; Viridiplantae; Streptophyta; Magnoliopsida; Fabales; Fabaceae.